AAAAGGGGUGUCAUGUUCGGCCCGAUAGGCGUACAAGCUCCCUGUCCACAGCUUGUCGCUGAUUGAAGGAGAGAACAAAAUGUGGAGAAGUUGAAGCCAAGAGAGAAACGAGAUUGGAGGGAAACGAAACGCGACCUCGGCAUGGGCUCCACUCACCGCCUUCGGGGGUUCCUGCCUGGGCCUGCCUCAGGCUCCCACGGGUGUUUGAUCCGACAUGAGGUGGAGAUCGCAGGAAGGAAACCAGACGUCGAGAUCACCAUCUUCGACAACUUUCAUUCUUCUAGUUCUUAUAGUCUUACAACACCGAGAGUCUGCAGGGCAUAUCUUCCUUUGCGCGUCAAAUAACUCCACUAUCCACUCCGUCCACCACUAGAUCAUCCCCACCUGCGAUAUGGUCCUUGCACUUCCCCGCUACGACUACUAGGUUUAUGAAUCCUCCAGCCAAUGGGUUACGAUCGGCCCCGCGGAGCCCUACAGCCUCGCUCCGAUGAUCGAUUGAACUCGAGACGUUCGGUGGUGGCGUGUAAUAGAUGUCGCAAUCGGAAAACCCGAUGUGCGGGGAAUCCUCCGGCGCCGUGUGCCGCCUGUGAGGAUGUCGGCCAUGCCUGUGUCUAUUCCGAGGCCGAGAAGCGCGUGUCCAUAUCGGAGAGUUAUUACCGUCAACUUCAAACUCAGGCGCAAGCAAACCGCCCAGAUGACCGUCAUUUGUCGCCCUCACUUACGACUCCUGGAUCUUCCCAGGCGACUUCAGGUCCCUCUAAUGCGGAAAUCCCAGCGGAGCGGGAUGACUGGUGGUACAAGGGUUCUGACGAUCUGUUCCUCAACCGUUCGGGAGAACACCAAUUUGUGGGUGCAUCAUCGGCCACGCACAUGGCCAAACGUCUCCACCCAACAUCCAAUAAUUUCGCAUGGGAUGUGCGGCCGUUGUACGAUGACCCGUCGUCGUUGCGACGGUCGGUCAAUCGUGCUUUACCCCAGAUGCCACCGCUCGAUUUUGCCAAGAGAUUAUUCUGGGUGCAGUACACCUAUAUUGGGACGAUCUUUUCCCUCAUUCAUCCCGACGACUUUGAACGACGGCUAGCGAUCGUCUACAAUCGACCUCCGGAUGUCUCCAAUCGGGAGUCGUGUCUGGUCUACUGUCAGGUGCUACUCGUCAUCGCCUUUGGGCUGAUGUAUUCGGUGAACCAGUGGUCAGGGGAUGAUGGCCCACCUGGGUUCAGAUACUUCAAACACGCCUUGCGAUUCUUGCCGGAUAUCCACGAGGACGGCUCCAUCUUUUUCGUCGAAGUGCUCUGCUACGUGGCGUAUUAUAUGCAGAAUCUGAACCGGCGGGAUGCGGCAUUUCUAUACAUCGGACUGGCCCUUCGUAUGGCCAUCUCACUUGGCCUCCAUCAAGAGGUGUCCGACCCAGCCAUUGGGGAAGAAGAUCGGAACCGUCGCCGCCGUGCCUGGUGGUCGGUGUAUAGCUUAGAUCGACUGCUUUCGGUUAAAUCUGGCAACCCCAUUACCAUCCAAGAUGAAGACAUUGGCACGACCUGGCCCAUUCCGAUGGAUGGAUCAACAACGGCACCAUGGCCGUCGGUCGUGCUCACUCACUACACCCAGUUGUCUCGCAUUCUGGGACGCGUGGGCGAGGAAAUCUACCGGAAGAAGCCCCGAUCUGGCUCCAACCUCCUCAUGUCCGUGCAGAGCAUCACGAACGAUUUAUCCAAGUGGCUACGGCAGAUCCCAGACCGGCUUCGGAUCGACUUUUCGACCCUCGGCACCCACCUGAAUCGGGAAUCGGUCUCCAUAUUCUUACACUUCUACUCGUGCGUGAACAUGACGGCCCGGCCCCUGGUCUUCUACGUGAUUCAACGCCGCUUGGACGGGGAUGCUCAAGGCUCGGCCAGCGAUGACUGGCGAGACGGACUGUCGCAAAACACGGUGGCCGUCAUUGACAGCUGUAUCACUGCGGCUCGCGCCACCACCUUGAUUAUGGACGCGGCGGCAAAGCACAACUUACUUGCUACAUACGGAUAUCUCGAUGGGGAAUACGUCUUCUCGGCCGCUCUACUUCUCGUCAUGGUCAAUGGUGCCUUCCCCCCAGACGACACCAAUACACGGACCAUGGAGAUGGCAUUGGCUCUCCUCCGUGGGAUGGCGGACCGGGGGAACGUGUACCUCGCGUCGCGCCAUGCACUCCUCUUGGAGCUGCAGGCGGCCAUCAGCCCGAAGCGCACGGAUGUCGCUGUGGAAUCACCGGUUACCACUAGUAGUAUUGCUCACCAUACGAGCCCGACGAUGAACGUGGUAGAUGAACGACCCCCCGUAGUAUCGACUGAGUGGCCAUUGCCGCAAGAUUUGUCGUCGGUGCGAGACAUCUCCUUCAACCUUGACGUCACCGAGUCGGAUCCCGGGCUGUGGGAAGAAGUAUUGGAUCAAAUCGAUAUCGAUAUGGAUACUGACUGGAUUGAAAGUACGCUGCGGAGGUGACUGGACUUACGAGGCUACGUCGUAUGAUUUUUUCGCAUGGAGUAUUGGGUUACUUACGAAGCUCAAAAUUGCCAUGAUAUCUUUUGUAGCCGGGUGGUAAUGGCUUGAUGAUUGCAGCGUAUUUGAGAUGACUGGCAUUAUUGUACAGCAAUAGUGUAUCCGGUUCUAAUAAAAACAAUUGUAUCAUCGUUAUAUAAGAUGGAGGAAUCUACACCACUAGAUCCGGUUCUAGUUACCGGUAGUCGUACUUUGGAUAGUCA
Messenger RNA from Aspergillus campestris IBT 28561, 2735 nucleotides. RefSeq names its product transcription factor domain-containing protein. The coding region runs from base 445 to 2475 and encodes 676 amino acids. Gene Ontology annotation, biological process: DNA-templated transcription; regulation of DNA-templated transcription. NCBI's taxonomy places the organism in Eukaryota, Fungi, Ascomycota, Eurotiomycetes, Eurotiales, Aspergillaceae. The record is from RefSeq and is a predicted model, not a curated record. The transcript is spliced from 5 exons. Gene Ontology annotation, molecular function: zinc ion binding; DNA-binding transcription factor activity, RNA polymerase II-specific; DNA binding.